Messenger RNA from Myzus persicae (green peach aphid), 2081 nucleotides. RefSeq lists its product as uncharacterized. Gene Ontology annotation, cellular component: plasma membrane. The transcript is spliced from 4 exons. Bases 198 to 1718 code for a protein of 506 amino acids. The record is from RefSeq and is a predicted model, not a curated record. NCBI's taxonomy places the organism in Eukaryota, Metazoa, Arthropoda, Insecta, Hemiptera, Aphididae.
GCAGUUUAGAAUAGUACGUAUAUAGUUAUCAAUUAAUAGUAUUAAUUCUUGAAAUGGUUUGUCAUAAGCAUCAAAACAAUUGCAUUUUACAUUUUACUAUACCACUAAUGCACGAAGACGUCGGUUUUGUGUAAGUAAUAUUGGAUCCUAAAUCAAACAGUUUAUUUUUGAAAAAAUGAAAAAAAAAAUUUGUUUGUAUGUUAGAGUUCUGCAUAUGGGUUCAUUUUUCAGCAUUUAUGGAAAUUUCAAGAAACGUUGACACGAUGUGGUCGAAAACCGUCACUUUUACUGUUUAUCUGUGGCUGUUGGUUGUCGUAGAUUUCCAAUUUGCGUUCGCCGCCCAAGAUGCCACGCACGAAGACAUCAGAACGGCAAUAUAUUCAUUCGCUCACUCGUUACGCGAUAACGUGGACAAAUUGGAGCGACACGAAAGGCGUGAAAAACAAUCGGGUGAUCAAAUGCAAAAUAUGCUGUUGACGAUCGUGAACAAGCAGAGGGAACAAUACGUAGAAGACAAGGAGCUCGAGACGGCCAUCAAAGGAUUGGAGGAGAGCUUGAGCGCAUUGACGAGAGCAGAAACAGAGGAGGCUGCCGAUAGAGAAAGCAUGAAAGCUAUGUUGGAGAAAUUGGACAAGCUCAUCCUUUCUGGUGAAGCCGAAGUCAAGUCUAUGUUGAAAACGGAACAAAAGUCCUCAAACCAACUGUACCAGUCGUUCGACAACAAGCUGACCACUAUGACAGAACAGAUUAGUGCGUUACAGUCCCGAUUUGAUUCUCUGGAACAGGCUCCCAAGUCCAAUGUAACCAACGACGUUAUCUUUGAACUUCUGAACAAAAUUAUCGACCAGAGCUCCCGCAACAGCGACACGGUAUCAGAGCCCGCAAACGCCACAUCUCAGCUGGUACAGGAGACCAGACACGUGGUCAUGGAGGCGGUCAAGUCGUUGUCGGACCGGAUAGACGACAGCGAGCGGAAGCGCGCUGCGUCGGACGCCAAAUUGACGGUAGUGGCCGAGUCGGCCGCCGCGUUCCAAGACGACGUGCAGAACAGCUUCCGGUUGAUGUCGAACGAAGUUAAGACACUAUCGGACGUGGAGAAAGUACUGGUGCAGACGGCGGACAACGUGCUGGACACGAAGCGGAGAAUCGAGUACGGCACGCACCAGAUACUGAUGGAAGUGACCGCGGUGAUCAACGACCGGUCCAAGGAGCUGAACGAUUCGGUGAACGCCGGCCUGGAACGGGCGGUGAAGACGGUGCUGGACGCGCAGUCCGUGGGCAUGGCCAACCUGAGCGUCAAGAUCGAAACGGAAAUCAGCCAGGUGUGGAGGCAGAUCGGAAUCAUGUACCAGACGCUCACCGACUCGGCGUCCACGCUGGCCACGCUCCAGCGGCAAACGGACAUGUUCGUCAACAGCACGGCCACGUCGGUGGAAGGCAUGAACGGAAAGGUGUCGGCGAUCGCAGGCCGCAUGACAGAGGUGGACGAGAACCUCAACUACCUGCUCGGACGCCUGUCCCUGGUCACGCAGGAGUUCAAGGAGAUCAAAGUCGGGCUGGGCGAGGCGCUGGAGAGCAUCAGGGUCGGGCUGCAGGCGGUGCAAGGCAACAAGACGACGGUGGACUUGGGCCCCGGCCCGAACCCCAUCGACGAAGAACCCUUGUCGGAAAACCUCAACCAGAACAUACUGUCGAAAACCGUUUACACGGUGACUUAAGCCGAUCAAAAUUAUCAAUAUUAUUAUUAUAUCAUUAUAAUUAUGUCAUUUUCUUUUUUUUUUCUUAUACAAUACUAUACUGUUGGUAAGUCCGGAAAAUAUCAUCACCCUGUUUUUAUCGAUUGCAGUGAUUAGAAAUAGAAAAACCUUUAAAAUGUUAACACCUCCAUUUACAUAUACUUACUUCAUUUUGCUUUGAUGGUCUGAAGUAAACGAAUACAAAUUACAGGUAAUUAUUUAGUUUGUUUAAGAUUAUCGUAAAUUGUAAUGAUUAUAUUUGUUAUGUUAUAACGUAGGAUACGGUGACGACCAGAUAAAUAUAAGUAAAUAAUACACCGAAUAAUGGAGAAAAAUCUAAAAAUA